AUGGAUCCCUGGGGCUGUGAAACAAUAAGUACAACAGUUGCGUCAUCUUUCGAAGAUAACUUUAAACCAGAAAAAACAUUCGAUAAGUUAGAAGACUCGGAGGAAUAUCUCGCUGUGUUGGAGCGGAAACUGCAGGCGUUGAGAAAAAAGAACAAAGUGGUGGAAAAUCUCGCCGCGUAUCGAGCUGACUGCAUCGAGCGUUUGAUGCGUGAGGGCUGUGACCUGGAGCCGGUGGUUGGAGACACAGAGUCUGAGAAACUUCUGGAGGACUAA
Molecule: messenger RNA, 273 nt
Organism: Danaus chrysippus (African queen)
Lineage: Eukaryota; Metazoa; Arthropoda; Insecta; Lepidoptera; Nymphalidae
Source: the annotation of a GenBank genome assembly